Molecule: messenger RNA, 3092 nt
Organism: Dioscorea cayenensis subsp. rotundata (Guinea yam)
Lineage: Eukaryota; Viridiplantae; Streptophyta; Magnoliopsida; Dioscoreales; Dioscoreaceae
Exons: 4
Coding region: 1831-2595 (254 amino acids)
Molecular function (GO): nucleic acid binding
Source: RefSeq, a predicted model, not a curated record
UUGAAAUCUGACACUGAUUUUCAAGAUUUUAUGUGUGCAUAUAGAAAAUUGUCCUCUCUGCUUGAGUCUUCUCCAAUUGAGUGGAGUUGCACUCCAAUGUACUGGUCUACAGAGUUGUUCAACUGCCAAUAAAGCGAACUCCAUUAGUCAAUAGCUAGAGAAAUAGUUUAUUUAGGUGACAUUACUUUUGGCAAAAGAGUUUGGAUGCUAAUUAAUGUUUCUAUGCAAUAUAAUCACCGCAAUAUUGUUUAUAGUUUUAAUAUUCUUGCAUUUAUGCAUAGCAUUUCUCUGCAAUGUAACCUGUUCGAAGUUCAUUACCUGCCUAUACAUCUUGCAAUUAACCUUGGAACACAAUUUCUCUUUGUAGCAGGCCUUUUUUGUCUUGCACCAUACAUAAUUCAAUCACAUAGCUUUGAUUAUUUUCCGCGCUGAAGUUGAAUAUGUAGCUUUUUGGUUCUUAUCAAGUUCCAUUUACUACCUUUGGCUUUGCUUUUCUGUUUAACAAAUAGUCUGACACUUGCCCUUGUGCAUAGUCAGACAAGUGCAUCAUCUCUUUUAUCACACAGUUCACAACUCAAUUCUUUUUUGUGCAUGCUUGAAAAUUUGAACUGUUUGCAUUUUCUGGCUAUCCUAGUCUGUUUGGUUUCAGAUUGUUAAAAGGUACUAUUAAAUGUAAGCAGGUUGUGGUAUGCCUGAUGAAAGUUAUGGUCAAUUACAUGAACAUAUAAUAUAUUUUCUUCUCAAUUCAAUCUAGAAUACGUCCACAAUGUUGGCGUGAGCACUGAUUAUAUAAAAUCUGUGGAUACAAUGAUGAAAUUUGCAUUGUUUUAGACUAUUGUCGAGAUGAUAUACAAAUACACCAUUCCAAAACCAAAGGAUCACAGCAACAAACAACUUCGGCAGCAGUAAAACAGGGUAUACAGCAGCCCUGUUUUGAUGAAGCAAAGAAGCCAACAUAUUUGUGGUAUUGAGCAGGAUUUAUGCUUGCGGCAAGAGAAAGGAAGCUGUUUUGAGUUUUUAUACUGCGGUAUAAUCGGAUAUGAAGUUCAAUGUUGGAGCUCACAGAUGAGAGAGUUGAUGCAGUUGUAGUGUUUGAUGAAAGCUCUCAAAGAAUAGAUCAUGGCAACAACGAAUCGUAAUAGGCUGAAUCUUUCUCAGCUUUUAAUUCUCAUGUUUAAUGGUGAUUGGUAUGAGUCUUGGAAGAUUAAGACAAAGGUUUUUUUCUUAUCACACUGAGAUAUUGUUGAGAAUGGUUUUGUAUACAUAGGUGAUUUAACCAAUCUUAGUGCUCAUCAAAAGUCAGAAUUAAUGGAGACAAGAAAGAAAGAUUCCAAGGCGUUAUUGGUAAUGCAGGAAGCUGUUAAUGAUUCCUAAUUUCCUAGAAUCGCUACAGCAACAACAUCAAUUAAAGCAUGGACCAUUAUGAAGAAUGGUUAAGGAUCUAACAAGAUGAUGACUAUUUUACUUCAAGUCCUUCCUCGUUUUUUUCAGAAUCUUUUUAUGAAAAUUUCAGAAUCUGUACAAGAGUUUUCCCCCAAAGUUAUAACUAUUCUCAAUUGAAUCUGAGCUUGAGGGGAAAAUUUGCAUGAUCAGAAAGUGGUUGAGAAAGUAUUACAGGGUUUGCCUUCAAAAUUUCAAUUAUGUCUUUGUAGCCACUGAAGAAUCUAAAGAUUUGAGUACAUAUUCUCUUAAUGAACUAAUGGAUUCCUUGGAAGCACAUGAACAAAGAUUCAAUGAGUCACAGGAAAGAGUAUUGAGCAGGAUUUUCAAACAAUGCUGGAAGUUUCUGCUAAGUUAGAUGCACAGUGAGCAAAUCCACAGAAAGAGGGUAUGGCAGAGGUUUUACCAGAUGAGGAUGUGAAGGAUCAGGUUGCGGAAGAGACCAUGCUCCUGGCUAAGAAAGAUCUAAUGCAAGUCAUGAAGGUUCUAGCUAGAAUGGAGAUGAUCAUUCUUCCUUUUUGCAUUGUUAUUUUUGUGAGACAUGGGCAUAUAGAAAACUUUUGUAGGGAGAAAGCUGAGCAUCCAGCCAAUUUUGUUGAAGAAAAAUAUGAAGGAAGUAAUUUGUUUUUCACAUGCUCCAAUAAACAAAAAAGUAGGUGUUUCUUGGCAAUAACAAUCAAAUUCAAGCUGAAGGCAGAGAAAAUGGUGAUAGGGAUGCCUUCAAUUGAUCAUGUAGAUGAUAUAUGUGAAGGAUGUAUUUAUGGAAAGCAUCACAGAGCUUCAUUUUUAGUUGGCAAAGCAUGGGGAGCAACAAAGCCGCUUCAGUUGGCACACACCAAUAUUUGCGGUGCUAUGCGAGCACUAUCUUUGAAUAAUAUUGAUGGUAUUCAAAGGCAAUUUACAGCUAGUUAUACUUCUGACCAAAAUGAUGUUGUCAAGAAGAAAAGCAGGACAGUUGUAGAAUUGACUAGAAUUAUGUUGACGGCAAAAUAUCUCCCAAAUUCCUUCUGGGCUGAAGCUGUAGCGACUGUUGUCUUCCUUCUUAAUAUAUCACCCAUUAAGGCAGUUUGGAAUCAAACUCCACAUGAAGCUUGGUGUGGCAUGAAACUGAAUGUAAGUGGUUUAAAAGUGUUUGGUUGCAUUUGUUUAUGUUAAGUCUGAAAUUUGUCAAAAAUUUAUGGAAAAAGUGUCAAAUGCAUGGUUAUGUAUACAAUGACGAAACAAAAGGUUACUGUAUUUAUAAUCCUAUCACAAGCAAUUUCAUGUCAAUAGAGAAUAAUUUUGAUGAGAAAGCUUGUUUGAUGAACUGUAAUGAGAAUGUGCAGAUCAGAAAUGAAGCUGAAAUAGAACCAUCUUUGAUAUCUAACGCUGGAGAACUUGCAAACUUCUCCAAGCUCACCCUCAUAGACCUAUCAAAGUGAGGAGCUAAAAUUUGGUUCUUCAAUUGACAGGCCAGCAAGAAAGGUGAGAUCAUUGCAAGAUAUUUAUAUCUCCUGUGAUUUUGCUCUCUUAGCUGCAGAACCCCCAUGUUUUGAUGACGCCAUUGAAAAUGAAGAAUGGAAACAAGAUAUGCAAGAUGAAAUUUCAGCAAUUUCAAUGUUGAGGGAAGUGUGCAGAAAUAUAAAGCCAGGCUUCUUGUGAAAAGAUAUGCA